This is a messenger RNA of Staurois parvus, 343 nucleotides long. NCBI's taxonomy places the organism in Eukaryota, Metazoa, Chordata, Amphibia, Anura, Ranidae. The record is from the annotation of a GenBank genome assembly.
UCAAUUCUGCAAGUGGUUCUGAUUUACUAUCGCUGUUCUCUAGCUGAUCUAAACCCGCUUUUGACCUAAAGGGACACUUUUUGGACGCCAUGGACUUUUCUAAGUUUCCAGGCAGAAAGAACAAUCAAAAUGCAGGCAGGGCACAGGACAAAGCACUAGGGACAAUAUGUAUGUGAAAUCAUGUAAAAUCGUUUUGAAAAAAAUGACAUUUUUUUUUAAAAAUUUUCAAAUUUCCCCGCCGCCGCGCGGGCGCCCGUACGUCACGACGUCACAGGGACUGGAACACAGGAGGCGGAUGCCGGCAUCAGCCAGAGGAGAUGGCCGGGGACGCUGCAGGGGACAC